AAUUCAAUUUAAUUUAAGGAAGCAAAAAUGGUGUCAAGAAUGGCGGCAGAAGAAGAGGGGAAGAGGAAGCAAUUAGAAGGGGGGGAAGAAGAAGCGGCGCCGCACUGGGCGGCGGCGACGCAGAGUAAGAAAGGGAAGGGCCGCCAGAAGUUCAAGAAGAGCUUUUACUCUCAGCUCCAAGACGACGGCGCCUCCUCCGCCAUCCUCCUGCUCGCCUGCAUCGCUUGUGGCGGCCAACGCCGCCCCGUCCCCUCCUCCUCCGUCUAGGGGGGCCCAGCGGUCGGAUUUCUUCAAUUCUAUUUAUCAUGACAUAUCAAAUUCUCAAUUACGGAGUAGCACAAAUUUAAGGAGAUGUAAAAAAAAUUACUCCGCAGUAAUAAUAAAGUCAUUAGUUUAAUAGAAAGUAAAAAAAAAUCCCCAAAUCGGGAAGAAACAAUGGAUGAGUUUAAAAUCCGAUAUUUGAUGGAAUAAAAAAAAUUUGUAUCACCCAU
Molecule: messenger RNA, 491 nt
Organism: Cuscuta campestris
Lineage: Eukaryota; Viridiplantae; Streptophyta; Magnoliopsida; Solanales; Convolvulaceae
Source: the annotation of a GenBank genome assembly